This is a messenger RNA of Cyclocybe aegerita, 1608 nucleotides long. The record is from the annotation of a GenBank genome assembly. NCBI's taxonomy places the organism in Eukaryota, Fungi, Basidiomycota, Agaricomycetes, Agaricales, Hemipholiotaceae.
AUGGGUCUUGGUGUGCUAGAGGACAAAUACCCGGACAAUGUUCCAGGAACCGCGUUGCUUUCGGAACUCGGAAUCGUACGUGGGCAAGAGAUCGUGAUAGGAGAAGCCGCGAACUUGAAACGGGGUAGUGGAAGAUACAGUCAUGUCGUACUCGUCCCACAACCAUCGGAUGACCCUAACGAUCCGUUAAAUUGGCCGAGAUGGAAGAAAGAGGCUUGCUUCUGGACUCUCGUUUUUAUGGCCUCUCUCGACGGCGCUCUCUCUCCAAUGGUUGGCCCGGGUUAUGUCCUUCUUGCAGAGCAAUUUGGAGUUAGCGUCGAUGUGGUGGCGUCUUCGUUUGGCACCAUUUUACUCGGAUUAGGCUCCUUUAUGAUGUUCCAGAACGUUUUGGCGACGAAAUUCGGGCACCGUAUCGUGUAUCUGAUAUCUGUGUUCCUGAUGUUCCUCUCCUGCGUCUGGUGUGCGCUCAGCCCGAAUUUAGCAUCUGUCAGAGCUUCUCGCCUGUUCCAAGGGUUGGGGAUGUCUUCUCUUCAAUCUCUGGUGGCAUCAACAAUUGAACAGAUUUACUUCGUACACGAACGAGGAAGUCGGACUGUCAUCUGGAGCUUUGCAAUAAUGUCUGGGAUCACCCUUGGACCUCUGUUGUACAGUUAUGUUGUCCAGAACCUAUCGUGGCAGAUGGGGUUUUGGCUGGUGACUAUUCCAUUCGGAAUCUCUUUGGUCCUGACUUUUUUCUUCGUGCCUGAGACCUCAUACAUUAGGGAAGUGACGGUCAAUCCCGCAGCUAAUGAGACAGAGAAGCAAGCUAUCGAAGAUGUGGAGUCGUCCCAAGAAGCUCGUAUACCCGCACGGAAGAGCUUCGUCUCUGGGCUCCAGCUUUACCAUGGCACCUUCACCAAGACCAACGUCAUCAAGAUCUUCGUACGGCCCUUCCCUUUCUUGAUCUCCCCAGUGACAUGGUUUUUAUUCCUAGUUCUUGGAAUGCAGACUGUGUGGUUGAGUCUUAUGCCCAUUUGUUCCGCGACGAUCUUCACGAUUGAAUACGACUUCGACGCCACAGAAAUUGGCUUAACGAACUUGGGUGGCAUUGUUGCUGUCGUGCUCGCGGUAUGUACCGGUGGGCCUUUGACAGACUGGGGAACGGUAUGGAUGUCAAAACGCAACAAAGGAAUAUACGAGCCCGAAUUCCGUAUUAUCUUCCUCACGACGAUGCUGUUUGGAGUUUUUGGGUACGCAGGAUGGGCAGUUGGCACAACAAGGAAUAUGCCUUGGAUUGGAGCGGUUCUGUGUCUUGCAAUGCCAAACUAUUGCAUGGUCAUAUCCGGAUCAGCUGCGAUUACCUACCUCCUUGACACUCACGGUGACGAUGCGCUUCAUGUUCUGGCCAUCGUCAACUUCGCCAAGAAUAUGGUCCUCUAUGGGUUUACAUUCUUCGCGAACGGAUUCAUCGAAAGCCGCGGUGUGAAGAAUGCGCUCCUAAUACUUGCCGGACUGCAGGCCGCCUGCUGGGCGUCAACAAUCCCCAUGUACAUAUUUGGCAAGCGCGUUAGGUCCUGGGUUGCUCGCCAUCCACGGCUCUUUAUCAUUGCUGGUGCCGAGAACAACUGA